UCAACGGCUGAGAUUCGACUUUGCUCAACUUGGGUUUCUUCCCUCUUCUCUCAUCACCCCCCUCAUCCCUUCUCCAUCUUCCACUCACAACCGCCGCCGCCGCGCCGCUACUCCCCGUCGUUUACUGCGGCGGAUUUGUCUGUAAAACCAUUCCACUCUACUCCUUUUUUCAUUUCUUCGGUUUCAUUACCACGUUCUUUUCUCAAUUUUUAUCUUUUCCCGCCUCGCCGCCUUCUCCCGUCACUCCAUCCGACUAGCCUCUCACUUUACGCCUUUGCUACCAUUGCUGCAAUGCCCGGCGAAAUUAAAAGCACGAGCACCAGACAUCGGAGAGCCGAGGAAGUGAUUGGUGGUAACACAGAAGCUAUUAAAACCCUCAGAGAUCUCAUUACAUUUCCUUGGCGUCUCUUACCUUGUGAUGCAAAGAGACUUGGGGUUAAAUUUGGAAGAGGUGUUUUGUUACAUGGUUCACCUGGCACCGGAAAGACAAGUUUGGUACGGGCAGUUGUUGAAGAAUGCGGGGCAAUUUUGACGAUUAUAAGCCCAAACACCGUUCAUAGCGCACAUGUUGGUGAAAGUGAGAGAAAUCUCCGCGAGGCUUUUUCUGAGGCAUCUUCUCACGCAGCCUUGGGCAAGUCUUCAGUUAUCUUUAUAGAUGAAAUAGAUGUACUUUGUCCUCGCCAAGAUUCCAGGAGGCUUAUUGCUUCCCAACUUCGUUUUUUGAUGGACUCAAACAAAGCAACCUCUUCUACACCGGGGGUAGUUGUGGUUGCAUCAACUAACAGGGUGGAUGCAAUUGAUCCUGCCCUAAGAAGGAAUGGGCGUUUUGAUGUUGAAAUUGAAGUUACAGUCCCAAAUGAAAAGGAGCGCCUUCAAAUUCUAGAGCUGUAUACAAAGAAGAUUCCUCGGGAUUCACGCGACUUAGAAUUUAUUGCUGCAUCAUGCAACGGUUAUGUUGGAGCUGAUUUGGAGGCUCUGUGUCGUAAAGCUAUCGAAUCUGCCAUUAAAAGGUCCAAAAAUACAAAUAAAGAUGUUAAUGAUUCCAGUUUAACGAUGAAAGAUUGGAAGAGUGCAAGGUCUCUUGUUCAACCAAGUAUAACAAGAGGCAUUACUGUGGAAGUUCCCAAAGUGACAUGGAAAGAUAUUGGGGGAUUGAAAGAUGUGAAGACAAAGCUCGAGAAAGCUAUUGAGUGGCCUAUCAAGUAUCCUGAUGCAUUUUCAAGACUUGGAAUAACCCCUGUUCGUGGAAUUCUUCUCCACGGGCCUCCAGGAUGUUCCAAAACUACUCUUGCUAAAGCUGCUGCAAAUGCUGCUAAUGUUCCGUUCUUUUCCUUGAGUGGUGCAGAAUUAUUUUCAAUGUAUGUUGGAGAAGGAGAAAGUUUGCUUCGUGAAAUAUUUCGCAAAGCACGGCUUGCUGGAAAAAGUAUAAUAUUUUUUGAUGAAGCUGACGUAGUAGCUGGGAAACGGGGUGAUAGUUCGAGUGGUAGUGCCGCAGUUGGAGAGAGGCUUUUAUCAACUCUGCUUACUGAAAUGGAUGGUUUAGAAGAAGCUAAAGGAGUCCUUGUUUUAGCAGCCACAAACCGCCCUUAUGCAAUUGAUGCUGCACUUAUGCGUCCCGGUCGAUUUGAUCAGAUUUUGUAUGUGCCACCACCUGAUUUGGAGGGUCGAGUUGAGAUACUUAAUGUGCACACACGAAGGAUGCAAUUAGGGAGUGAUGUUGAUCUCAGAAGACUAGCAGAAGAUACCGAGUUCUUCACGGGUGCUGAACUAGAGGGAUUAUGUAAAGAAGUUGGAAUAGUAGCUCUAAGGGAAAACAUGGACGCCACUGUUGUUUUUGACCGUCAUUUUCAGAUCGUGAAGAAUUCCUUAAAACCAGCAUUAACAGCCGAUGUCAUUGAUUCAUACUCAUCUUUUAGAAGAACCUCAUCUCGAGUUUUGCCUAAGAUUGACCAAGAACAUAGAGAUGGUUGAAGUUAUCCCUGUGAGUGUUUGGUAAAGUGAUCAUGAACAAAUGACAUUUAAUAGUUAUAAAGAGUGAACAAAUGACAUUAUUUAACAGUGAACAUUGAAUAUUCACCGCUGAAACAACAUAUGCUACUGCAACAAUUUUAUAUUCGUUGUUAUUCUUUUAUUGAA
Messenger RNA from Lathyrus oleraceus (garden pea), 2136 nucleotides. Its product is annotated as cell division control protein 48 homolog B. The record is from RefSeq and is a predicted model, not a curated record. Bases 292 to 1971 code for a protein of 559 amino acids. Lineage: Eukaryota; Viridiplantae; Streptophyta; Magnoliopsida; Fabales; Fabaceae. Gene Ontology annotation, molecular function: ATP hydrolysis activity; ATP binding. The transcript is spliced from 12 exons.